Messenger RNA from Staurois parvus, 345 nucleotides. The record is from the annotation of a GenBank genome assembly. NCBI's taxonomy places the organism in Eukaryota, Metazoa, Chordata, Amphibia, Anura, Ranidae.
UGUCGCCCCGCCUGGGGGCCCGGUGCCUGCUGUCGCCGCCCCGGGGGGCCCGGUGCCUGUCGCUCCGCCCGGGGGCCCGGUGCCUGCUCCGCUCCGCCGGGGGCCCGGUGCCUGCUCGCCCCGCCCGGGGGCCCGGUGCCUGCUGCUGCUCCGCCCGGGGGCCCGGUGCCUGCUGCUCCGCCCGGGGGCCCGGUGCCUGCUGCUCCGCCCGGGGGCCCGGUGCCUGCUGCCCCGCCCGGGGGCCCGGUGCCUGUCGCCCCGCCCGGGGGCCCGGUGCCUGCCGCCCCGCUCCGCCCGGGGGCCCUGCCUGCUGCUUCGCCUGGUAAUCCGAUGUGCCUCUGCCUU